AUGCCGGCUGACGGCGUCCAAGCUUCGCCCGAAUCCUACGCGUUGCCACAGCUUCUAUUGCCACCUCGACUCCUUGUCUUUGACAGUCCUGAAGAACAGCAAAGCUACCAUUUCUUCCGGUCCCGGUCAGUGGGUGAACUGACCGAGGUGUUUCAUGUUGACGAGACUUUUUGGAACUUGUGCGUCCUCCAAAUGUCCAUGACCCAGCCUGCGGUACGGUAUGCUGUCGCCGCACUUGGAGCCAUGCAUCGGUUAUACGCCACGGGCAACACCACCGCCAUACCCGAAGAUACAUCUGACUCUGAAACACGAUUUGCCUUGGAGCAAUGCAACCGAUCGAUCAAGUCGCUCCUAGAAAGGAGAGGCUCCGAAGCGAGGGCCGAGAAGCUUUCCACACUCGUGGCCUGCAUCUUGUACACUUGCCUUGCCAGCAUCCAAGGACAUCAGAAGCAAUCGAUCAUGCACCUACGCAACGGGAUGAAGUUGCUCGACAACCUGGUACAACAAAAGGACAUCAACAGCGGUCCGUUGACCUCUUAUAGCACCCAAAUUCAAUCAUUCCUGACCACCCUCGGUAGCCUCGAAAUCCAGGCCCGCAGCUUAAUGUGUGAAGAAGACCUACCAGCGUGGCCCACACGAAUCAGAAUCCGCGGCUCGUGGUUUUCGCAAGCCGACAUCAGAUUCACCAGCCUCUCCGAAGCUCGGGAUUUCUUUGAGUCCGUUCUGAGCGACUUUCAAUGCUUCGUCCUGGAGAGGGAUGCGGAGAAAGAGUGGUUACUCGGCCCGGGCGCCAGUCCACGCCGUUCCGUGACGGACGACUACGAGCUGCUCGUGAAAAAGCACUUCUUGGGGGUAGACGCGCUUGACUCCUUUAUCGCCAAACACGAUGACCUAGACAAGCGAGCUCAAAAGACCAUCCUCAUGCUCAGGUUGCACAUCAACAUCGUGGAAUUGUACCUCCGAGUCUACCCGCUGUCGCUGGAACACGGAGAACUGGCGUGGGAUCACCUCGAGCCCUACUAUUUGACAAUUAUUCAUCUGGGUCGACAGAUUCUAGGCUGUACGGAGGACCAGUUGUCCAGCAUGAUCUGCUUGCCUUCCGAGGUGGAGACGGGCCCUACGCAUGAUGACGCCGGCAAAGCACACAGAUACCCGAAGGUCCCUCCGGCGGCAUCGAUCCUGAAGAAGGAGCAUCAUCACCACCGACAGCACCGCCCUGUCUUUGCGUUUAGCCAAGGAGUCGUGGGGCCCCUGUCCACCGUCGCUGUGAUCAGCCGGUCGCCGAACGUGCGGCGCGAAGCAAUUGCCCUGCUCUUGCUGUAUCCGCGUCGAGAGGGCCUCUGGGACAGUCACACUGCUGGCCGUGUAGCAUGGGUCGGUAUGUGUCUGGAAGAAGAAAUGGCUCUGAAACAGCGAGGACAGCACGGCCAAGAGGAAUGUGAGAUCAAAGCCGCUUCAGACAUCCCCGCAGAGUGCAGAGUCAGGGUCGUGGACAUGAAGUACAUUGGAGCGCGCACGGGCGAGAUCUGUUACAACACGGUGAAGGGGUGCGAGAACGGCGAGAAAGGCAACGUAGUGAGGAUCCUAGAGUGGUAA
Messenger RNA from Cladophialophora yegresii CBS 114405, 1596 nucleotides. RefSeq lists its product as uncharacterized. The coding region runs from base 1 to 1596 and encodes 531 amino acids. The transcript has a single exon. The record is from RefSeq and is a predicted model, not a curated record. Lineage: Eukaryota; Fungi; Ascomycota; Eurotiomycetes; Chaetothyriales; Herpotrichiellaceae.